Messenger RNA from Dicrocoelium dendriticum, 3158 nucleotides. The record is from the annotation of a GenBank genome assembly. NCBI's taxonomy places the organism in Eukaryota, Metazoa, Platyhelminthes, Trematoda, Plagiorchiida, Dicrocoeliidae.
AAACGACGCCACCGAUGGUUUAUUAUGGCACGUUCACUCGCCGCAAUCUAGCUCUGCAGUUGUCGAUCACUGAUGGCUCUUCCUCCUGGUGUGAACGGUCCUAUUCAUGUCUGCCGACGCUUGUUCGGGGAAGUCACCUGUAGCAAAGUACAACAAACUUUAGAGGCUAUUAUCCGCAAGGAUACGGAACGUUUCACCAAGAUUUGGAACUUUCCCCUCAUCGCUCGAGGAGAAGAUCCAAGGCAACCUUUGUCCCACAAAAAUCAAGACGCCGUUACUGAGGUUAGGAACACUGAUGCACUUGGUGUGCCCCAGAUGAAUUGGCAACUCAUUCAACCCGAGGCCUCCUUCUAUACAACUCCACCUCGCCGACUGAAAGCGUAUCGUCGACUAACCCCAUCUGUGGCACGGAAAACUCAAAUGGAACUCUUGAAUCUUCGAAACGGCUUUAAUCGACAUCCAGUGAACGAUGAAGUCGUGAGGCAGUUGCAUCCGGCUGAGGAAAACACAGAAGAGAAACAAAACACUGCUGUUGAACUUAAUCAGCCACUUCGAAACGCAGACGUCCCGCCAUGCUCCGUCGCUGCCUCCGCGAAACCAAACACACCUCGAACUCCGAUACUCGUACGAACAUUAGGCCCUGAUGGCUGCUUGCAUUCUCCAUACUUGGGUCAAGUAAUGGUUUCUGGAACACUCAAUCCUGAACCCUCUGCAGCUGCUCCUACUUCAACAGCGACCAGGCACUGUCUUACUUUGGUCCGAGGUCCACGUUAUUCGGAACAAUCACAUAAACGAGGCUCUGCCAAAGUGACUGAUUACUUUAAGAUUCGCAAACGAUUGCGAACUUCCUUGAAGUAGCACAACGCAGUCGCCAUUGUAGCGUCGACGGUAAGUUUACCAUCAACGAACUCGUGGCAUAUUAAUAGUAAAUAUUUCGUAUUAUGUGUAUUACGUGCGUAUCAUUAGCACUUAGCUGGAGGUCUCACUAGGCCCAGUGUCCUAGAGUAAACAGACUGAUUUGCUUUUUGCAUGUGCCAGAGUACUCACCUUUCAAAAUAAGGAACAUCUGUAUUAGGCGACACUGACGGUAGAUUCUUUCCGUUUUUAGCAUAAAUCACUUCUGACCAGCGAGAACCGGAUGCGCCUUAUUUGUUCAUUAGCUCCCUAUCCAGCACUUAACUUCUCAGCUGCCAUAUACAGCAGUCCAUUUGACAGCAACCCCAACUGUUUUUUCUCAGAAACAUCCUCGUGCCACCUUUAAAGAAAAUGAUUGAUGUUCCAAAUGCUUAGCAAAUACAUCACGCACGGUCGUCUGACCUAGUUCCCUUGAUGUAUCACAAAAGAGCUGCGUUAUUUAUCUCGACCUCUAUCUGUUCGUGUCUUAUGCCUCAUUCAAACGCCUCGGUUCUGUCAGCAAGUGCGUAGUGUCCCUAUCCCACAUUCCCGUCCAGGCUUCACCCUCGUGGAAUGCCGUAUGGUGGAUGCCACGUGCGUUGACUCACUCGGGUCUGUCUAUCAGACCAGAUCUCUCCUCCCGCCUUACAGGCACGUGAUUAUUUGGGCGCGUGUUAGACGGAGAAAACAAUGACGGAAACGCGCGCGCAUGUGUGCGUCCGGAAUGCCUUUACCCCCUCUUCUCAUUUCUUACCUCCGCUACCCCACCCGAGUGCGUCGCCCCAGUGGACCGAACCUCAUCCACUAUCCUGCUGGGCGAGGGCACAUCCGGUUUGCGUCUUAAUUAAGUGCACCGUAGCUUACCCCAGCCGUCUCCCUCAUUGUUCACCGCUCCACCCUAGCCGAGCUUGCUUCCACUCUUGACCUCGUUAUGCAUGCAAGCUCGCUAGCUUUGCGCGGCAUAAAUUUAAUUAAAGGGCUCUCGGCUGGCUUAGAUAGACAGUCAACUGCUGGUUGCAUUUCCUAAUCUUGCUUCAUCCCCUUUCCAUAUGCUGACUCAUUUACGUCCGUGCCAUGGGGUUUUAGAACGAGCAAGAGCGUUACUCACAGCCCAUUGUGUGUCAGUCCAACCGAAGUGGAGCGCGGGCACUUUCAAAGGGACCGUCUGGUGAAAAGAGUUCGCUCUGCGUUUCUGCUUGCUCCGUCGUCGAUUGGUGUUCGGAGCUUGUGAGGAUAGUCUGCGUUGCUUAUCUCAAAACGAUGCCUAUUGAAUUUGAACAUGAGAACCGUAGACCGCAAUAAAGCGUUGACAUCAGCUACAGACCCCACCUAUCGACCUCAUCAAGUAUGUGCAGUUUGACCUGGAUUCGCAGCGGUGACUUCAGGUCUGCCAACUACAUGCCUUAACAACGCCACUGCUCUAAUUUAGUGAGUAACGCUUACGACGAACAAUGGAUCUACAUUCUCCGCUUACAGUAGUCUUUUACGUUCGUCUAACCACCUGCGCUCUCUCAGUUGAUCAGCAAUACCGGUAGGAAUUGCAGUUUAGUAUCAGGGCUUGGUCAAUGUCGCAUAUGAAGCCCGGAUGUUAAUUGUGAUUUUAGUUGCUAUGUCCAACCGAUGUUUCGCUCGCGAGCAUCUCAGUCGAAUCUGAUGUCCAACCGGACAUGUCCUCGGCAGGUGGGGGCAUCUAAUUGUCACUAAGGCCCAGAUUUCGAUGACGGCCCUCAUAAGUGUGACCCUCAGUUUAGCCUUGGAAACUGGGAGGUCGUGAUAAACGAAUGUAGCUCGUCUGAUUUGGCACAGGAUACAGGAAAAAGUGAAUAUUGUUUAUACUUGAGUACCCCGAUAGUGAUUCAUAAUUCGAAGACAAAAGAUUGCCGUAGUUCUCACUCUGCUUUUCCUUUUAUUUUUUUUCUUUAUCCUUCAGGAGCCGCGGAGGUACUAGCAUUUACGUUGGUUGCGCGACCAUGUUUUGUCCAGCUUGCUGCGUCCGUUAUCGAUUGUACUGGUUGCUGUCGUUCCGUUCCGUUCCGUUCCGUUGGCCACUUGGCUGUGACGUUGUCCCAACCAAACCAGCCCAUCCCACUUGCUGACGGACACGACGUAGAUUUCCAUCCCCAUCCUAUCUCCCUGUGACAUUUUACUCCCGUUGUUUAUUCCAUCCAACCCCACCACCAUAACUGUCGUGUUCGUUCAGCAGUUAUUUUUGUCUAAACAACCAGAUGCCCUUCCUUAUAUACCUAUAAACAUAUACACGCCUC